Ipomoea triloba (trilobed morning glory) is the source of this 1454-nucleotide messenger RNA. Its product is annotated as nicotinate-nucleotide pyrophosphorylase [carboxylating], chloroplastic. Lineage: Eukaryota; Viridiplantae; Streptophyta; Magnoliopsida; Solanales; Convolvulaceae. Gene Ontology annotation, biological process: NAD+ biosynthetic process; quinolinate catabolic process. Bases 128 to 1222 code for a protein of 364 amino acids. The record is from RefSeq and is a predicted model, not a curated record. Gene Ontology annotation, cellular component: cytoplasm. The transcript has 10 exons. Gene Ontology annotation, molecular function: nicotinate-nucleotide diphosphorylase (carboxylating) activity.
GGAAUUCUUUCUGCGCAAAACAAAGAGGAAACUAGGAAAAGCAGAGGCCACUAGGGAAGGGUUUAUUGCUUUUUGUUGUGUGUACUGAAUUGAAGAUAGAGAUUGAGUUGCAGACAUCAGAAUCUCGAUGUCCAGAGCCAUUUCUUUCCGUCCAUUUUUGCACCAUCCUCAUCCCAUCAAUGCUCCCAGAUUGCUUGUGAAAAUGUCAGCAGUUAGCACGAUCAGCAAUCUGGGAAAAGCUGUUGAGUCUCUGGCAGUGAAGCCGCCUGCUCACCCGACUUAUGAUUUGAAGGGUGUUAUUCAUCUUGCGCUUUCUGAAGAUGCUGGGGAUAGAGGAGAUGUGACUUGCAAGGCAACUAUUCCAGUUGAUAUGGAGGUGGAAGCUCAUUUUCUAGCAAAGGAGGAUGGGAUCAUAGCCGGGAUUGCACUUGCGGAAAUGAUAUUCGAUGAAGUUGAUCCUACAUUGGAGGUGGAGUGGUCUAGAAAGGACGGUGAUAAAGUUCACAAAGGCCUGCAAUUUGGCAAAGUACACGGAAACGCUCACAGUAUUAUCGUUGCUGAAAGGGUUGUGCUUAAUUUUAUGCAGAGAAUGAGCGGAAUUGCUACACUGACUAAGGCGAUGGCAGAUGCUGCUAAUCCGGCAUAUAUCUUGGAGACGAGAAAAACUGCUCCCGGCUUGCGUUUAGUCGAUAAGUGGGCGGUAUUAAUCGGUGGUGGCCGAAACCACAGAAUGGGUUUAUUUGAUAUGGUGAUGAUAAAAGACAAUCACAUCUCAACAGCGGGAGGUGUCAGUGAAGCUUUAAAAUCUGUCGACCAGUAUCUUGAGCAAAAUAGCCUUCAAAUGGGGGUUGAGGUACCCUUUUUUUUCCGGCUUCUUGAUAUUGAAACCCGGACACUUGAGGAAGUGCACGAGGUGUUACAAUUUGCGUCUAAAACAAAGACUUCAUUGACUAGAAUAAUGCUGGACAAUAUGAUCGUUCCACUGCCUAAUGGGGAUAUUGAUGUGUCCAUGCUCAAGGAAGCUGUAGAUUUGAUCGGUGGGAGAUUCGAGACCGAGGCUUCUGGAAAUGUUACCCUUGAGACAGUGCACAAGAUUGGGCAAACCGGGGUGACCUACAUAUCCAGCGGUGCACUCACGCAUUCUGUGAAAGCACUCGACAUUUCCCUGAAGAUCGAUACAGAGCUCGCCCUCGAAGUUGGAAGGCGCACAAAGCGAGCAUGACCGCACUCCUCGUUUUCAACGAACCGAUGCUAUAUUCCUUUGUAAUAAGUUGAUAGUCACAAGAAUGGAAUACAAAUAAGAAUUGGUCAUAUGAGCCUGCAAAGCAAAUUCCUUGAUAAUGUGCAAAUUGGCACAAAACCAUGACUUGUUUAAGAGUUACACAACUGUAGUGGCAAUUCUUCUUUUAAAAGUAUGAAAUGAAUGAAAUCUGCAGAAUUUUACAUUGCCAAAA